AUGGCUGACGUACACCCCGAGCGCAAAGAGCGCAAUGCCUAUCUUUCAUCCGGACGAGUGAAAGAGACCACUUUCCGAGAAUGGGUUGUGGCCAACCAGAUUGGAAUCUCCAUGACCACCCUGGCUAUGUUGCUGGCUCUUCAUAACCUCUACCCGUCUCUGCGUCCUUACACCGCUCCCUUCUUCCAAUUGUCCUAUUACAAUGAAUCCACGGAUUCCUACGUCCAAGGCUGGGAUGAUAUCUACUUUGUCUUUAGCGCCGCUGUCGCCCUCACCGGUAUUCGUGCCAUUGCAAUUGAAUGGGUGAUGCAGCCAAUUGCCCGGGCCUCGGGCCUGAAGCGCAAGAACGCAGUCCGCAUCGCCGAGCAGGGCUGGAUGGCCAUGUACUAUGGAUUCAUCUGGGUGGUUGGAUUGUACCUUUGGAAGACCUCAUACUACUGGGGGGAUUUUGCGGCGAUGUGGUCCCAAUGGCCUGCUCGUCCUUUGUCUGGUAUGAUGAAGUGGUAUCUUCUUGUCGAGCUGGCAUUUUUGAUGCAGCAGAUCUUUGUGAUCCAUGUGGAAGAACGCCGCAAAGACCACGUCCAGAUGCUGUCUCAUCAUAUCAUCACUAGUGCGCUUCUAGGCUCGGCCUACAUCUAUGCCAUGUACAACGUUUCCAACGUUGUCCUGUGUCUCAUGGAUAUUGUGGAUGUUUUGCUCCCGACUGCCAAAAUCCUCAAGUAUCUCAAAUACGAGACAGCCUGCAACAUCGGCUUUGGCUUGUUCAUGAGCACCUGGUUCCUGACCCGCCACCUGAUCUACCCUGUGGUGUGUUGGUCAGUGUAUCAUCAGCUACCCCUCAAUCUCACCUACGGAUGCUACACCGGCGCCACCAGCGAGUUCAUCUCGGCCGAGCCCCCUAACGCCUUUGCGUACAUGCUCGGUCCCUACUUCAGCCUAGACAAUCCCAUCUGCUUCAACCCCACCCUCAAGUGGAUGUUCCUGGGUCUCCUGCUGAUCAUCGAGGGAUUGUCUAUCUUGUGGUUCAGCAUGAUCGUCCGCGUCGCUUACGGAGUGGUCUGCGGCGGUAACGCCGAGGACUCCCGCAGUGACGAAGAGGACGAGGCUGAGGUUGAGGAUCAACCUGCCCACAGCUCGGUGCACCUGGCCGCCAAAGACGGUGUCACGGUUGAGACGAUUGAAGGCGAGGCCCCUCCCGGCCUCGACCGUCGGCGGUCUAACGGAACAGCCUCCGUUCGUGCCCGGGGCCGUGGACGCGUGCCUUUCGACCAGAGCGACCGGAAAGCUCUUCUCGGCCGCAUUGGUUGCGAAAAGCCGACGUAA
This is a messenger RNA of Penicillium olsonii, 1323 nucleotides long. NCBI's taxonomy places the organism in Eukaryota, Fungi, Ascomycota, Eurotiomycetes, Eurotiales, Aspergillaceae. The record is from the annotation of a GenBank genome assembly.